This is a messenger RNA of Mitosporidium daphniae, 1569 nucleotides long. RefSeq names its product putative subtilisin-like serine protease. Gene Ontology annotation, molecular function: serine-type endopeptidase activity. Gene Ontology annotation, biological process: proteolysis. The record is from RefSeq and is a predicted model, not a curated record. The transcript has a single exon. NCBI's taxonomy places the organism in Eukaryota, Fungi, Microsporidia. Bases 1 to 1569 code for a protein of 522 amino acids.
AUGCUUUACAUGAUAUUUCUCAUCCUUGCUUAUGUGAUAUCCAUUGCUUUUGUUGAUGCCGGCGAUGAUGCCUAUCUGGCACCUUUAAUCUUGGCCCCAAGACACGAAAUUGGGAUGUUCGGGGGCCACAUGUCUCAAACGUUCAACAACAGAUACAUUGUGCAUCUAAAUCGCGAAAGUACUUUUGGAUUUUCGCCGCGUUCAUCGAUGGCAGUUCUGGAGGCCCAUCGACAAAUGCUGCUCCAGGAGCUCUCCAUGCCAGGCUCAAAAUCAUCCUUGGAUCAUACCUAUGACUUUGAUAGCUUUAUUGGAUAUUCCGGGAUAUUUGAAUCCGACUUGUUGAUCAAGAUCCGAAAGGAUCCGGCAGUAAAACUGGUGGAACAGGAUCAAGUUAUGUUUGCCUUUCCCGACACUUCUUCAGAACUCUUUUUCGACAAGGAUACCUUUUCCGCAACAAAGCAGCUGCUUUCGCUGACUCCCCUUGACCAAUCCUUGUCUCUUGUCAACGAUAUCGUCAAGAUGUUCAAAAAAAAGCGGCAUUUGAAACUCAAAGGAAACCACGACUUUUUGUCGGAAUCCUCGCUUUACAAAAGUGAUUAUGCAAGCAGACGCCCAAAGGGCUCAAAGUGCCUUGGGCAGGAUAAUGCUCCAUGGGGCCUCUCAAGAGUUUCCUAUAAUCCGACCUAUGAUAACGAUUUUAUCAACAACGGCACAUACUGGUAUCCAAAGUCUGCCGGCUCCAAUGUCAACGUGUACAUUGUUGACACUGGCAUCAAUGUUGAUCACGAAGAUUUCAAAGGCCGAGCGCGUUGGGGCAUUACCAUCCCGCAAUUUGAUCUGGACACUGAUGGCAGUGGACACGGCACUCACUGUGCCGGGAUUGUGGGUGGCGACACUUAUGGCGUUGCAAAAAACGCCACAUUGGUUGCCGUAAAGGUAUUAAGAACGAAUGGAUUUGGAACCAAUGCUGAUGUCAUCAAGGGCGUUGAAUGGGUCUUUAACCAGCAUCGCAUUUCUCAAAGGUCUGGAAGCCGAUCCGUCAUCAAUCUUUCCCUUGGUGGCGGUCGUUCAAUUGCUCUUGAAAAGGCUAUCGAGGCAUGCAUUGACUCGGGAGUUCAUGUUGCCGUUGCUGCGGGAAACGACAAUCGGGACGCGUGCAACUAUUCCCCUGCAGCCACGAAAAAGGCAAUCACCGUUGGCGCAUCGACAAAAAAGGAUAAAAUGGCCUACUUUUCAAACAUUGGGCCAUGUGUCGACAUCUUUGCCCCUGGAAUGGACAUCACCUCGGCAUGGAUUGGAUCGCCUACGGCGAUCAACACCAUUUCCGGCACUUCGAUGGCUUCUCCUCACGUGGCAGGUGUGCUGGCCCUGCAUCUGGGCGAGAAAGCUUAUCACCCUCAGGAGCUGAAAGAUCUAUUAUUGAAAACGGCCAACAAUGGAUUGCUAAAGCUGCUACCGCCAGAUACCGCCAACAAACUUCUGUCCACAGAUGCACUACUUACGGACGUUGAAUUUUCCGCUCAAACUUUGGAAAACUCUGUGGAUGACCUCUAUGCAUCACUAUACUAG